Molecule: messenger RNA, 639 nt
Organism: Hyaloperonospora brassicae
Lineage: Eukaryota; Oomycota; Peronosporomycetes; Peronosporales; Peronosporaceae
Source: the annotation of a GenBank genome assembly
AUGCAGCGGUUCGUCGCGGCCGCGACGCUGCAGCUCCUCGUGCCGAGCGUCGCGACCCGAUACCUCUCCGUCCUACUCUUCGACCAGCGCCUCGAAGAUGCCGUCCUCACGGGUCUUGUGCCGCUCGUGUGUGCCGUUGCCACGUCGUCGCUCGUCUCGAGCGCUCUGAUGCUCCGCUGUCAUCACGACCGCCAGUGGCUGCUGCGGGCGCACCUGAGCGCCGGUCUCAGAGGUCUCAUCGUGGGCGCAAUGGCGUUCCACGUGACGCUCGUUCUCUUUGGAGCGCCCGUCGUCGACUUGUGGCCGCAGACGCUGUUGCUCGCUGUGUUGCUGUCGAGCCUUACGACAAUGCCGUUGGCGCUGCAUCUGACGUGGGCGCCGCAAAAGUGGCGGACGUUGCUGCUCGAGCUGAGGGUUACGACGGUGCUCGAGCUGUAUCUAGUGUGCUCCUCCAUUGGUGCUGCCCUCGGCGCUUACGUUGGUGCGUUCCCCAUCCCGCUCGACUGGGAUCGACCUUGGCAGCAAUGGCCGUUGACUUGUGUCUAUGGCACGUUGCUCGGCCAAGCUGCCGGGAUUUUGACCAGCAUGGUGCUCGCUGCGACUUCGCCGUCUAUCGCAAAGUUGACCAAGACAGAGUAA